Molecule: messenger RNA, 611 nt
Organism: Entrophospora sp. SA101
Lineage: Eukaryota; Fungi; Glomeromycota; Glomeromycetes; Entrophosporales; Entrophosporaceae
Source: the annotation of a GenBank genome assembly
UGGUAUUCCACCCAGAAUUUGUAAAUUCAAACAGUCCGUUAAUUGGGCUUGACUAUGAAGAUUUUGUACGUGGUUGUCAUAUGGGUGUAUUUCCAAGUUAUUAUGAACCGUGGGGUUACACUCCAGCAGAAUGUACAGUAAUGGGAGUGCCCUCCAUUACAACAAAUUUAUCAGGAUUUGGUUGCUUCAUGGAUGAGACGCUUGAGAAUUCGAUAGAUUAUGGUAUUUAUAUUGUAGAUCGUCGGAUGAAAUCUGUCGAGGAAUCGGUACAACAAUUGGCAGACUACAUGCUACAAUUUUGUCAGAAAACAAGACGUCAACGUAUCAAUCAACGUAAUCGGACAGAAAGAUUGUCAGAUGUAUUGGAUUGGGAUUUGAUGGGUAUGGAGUAUGUGAAAGCCAGAAAAUUGGCAUUGUAUCGUGCUUAUCCUGAAUCAUUCGAUGAAAAGGACUCAAUAAUAAUAGGUGAUGGUGAUUCAGAUCAACACAAAUACAAAAUUCCAAGACCAUUAUCAGCACCGUCAAUCCCAAAUGAAUUUAUAAAUUCUGGUUGGAAUACCACUUUGACACGACCUGAUGAAUUGUUGAAUAGUUGGACUUGUCAAAGUUGA